AAGGCUAACAAUAGCGCUACAACACGAGCUGCGGCCAUUUUUUAGCUCUUUGUGUGUAGCUCGUCGUCCGUCGUGGAACUGAAUUAUUUUUAAUCCAGUGACCUAUCGACGCCGCGAAUUCACCUUUUUUGCAAAAAUGCAAGGAAAUAGAGGCCCCCAGCAGAACCACGGCCCUCCCCGACAUCCCGGGCCGGGUGAUGAGAAGAAGGCCGGAGGAAGCAACGCCAACGGCCAGCACCCGGCGCACGGCGAGCAGUUAAACCCUAACGAGGCCUUAACCAUAGAUCUGCAGAACUUCAGGAAACCAGGCGAGAAAGCGUACUCCCAGCGCAGCAGGCUCUUCGUUGGAAACCUACCGACCGGGGUCACCGAGCAGGAGGUGGAGAAGCUGUUCUCUAAAUACGGCAAGCCAUCGGAGAUUUUCAUCAACAAGGACAGGGGUUUCGGAUUCAUUCGUCUGGAGACGAGGAUCCUUGCAGAAAUUGCCCGAGCCGAACUCGACGACACCUCAUUUCGGGGCAGGCAAAUACGGGUGCGCUUUGCAACACACGGUGCGGCUUUAUCUGUGAAGAAUUUGCCAGAGUUUGUUUCCAACGAGCUCCUGGAAGAGGCCUUCUCCAGCUUCGGUCAGAUAGAAAGGGCCAUAGUCAUAGUGGAUGAUAGAGGACGCCCCACGGGCAAAGGAAUUGUGGAGUACACGUCAAAGCCAGCUGCAAGGAAGGCUUUGGACAAAUGUGGUGAUGGUGCAUUUCUCCUCACCGCGUUCCCUAGACCCAUAACAGUUGAGCCUAUGGAGCAGUUUGACGACGAUGAAGGACUCCCAGAAAAGAUUAUCAGUAAAAAUCAGCAGUUUCACAAAGAGCGUGAGCAGCCACCACGAUUUGCUCAGCCAGGGUCGUUUGAGUACGAAUAUGCCAUGCGCUGGAAGGCCCUGAUGGAGAUGGAGAAGCAGCAGUAUGAAAUGGUUGACAGGAACAUGAAGGAUGCUCAAGAAAAGCUAGAAGCAGAGAUGGAGGCAGCGAGACAUGAGCAUCAGGUGAUGCUAAUGAGGCAGGAUCUACUGAGGCGUCAAGAAGAGCUGCGCAGGAUGGAGGAGCUCCAUAGCCAAGAGGUACAGAAGAGGAAGCAAGCAGAACUCCGUCAGGAGGAGGAACGUCGUCGGAGAGAAGAAGACAUGAGGAUGCGCAAUGAAGAAAUGAUGAAGAGGCAGCAGGAGGGAUUUCGGAGUAAUUUCUCGGAAAAUAGGGAGCAAGAUAUGAGGAUGCAUAUGGGAGGGCAUGGCAUGCCCAUGAACAGAAACUCAAUGGGUGGGAAUCCGGGGGCUGGUGGAGCUCCAGGUAUGUCCACUGAGAAUGCACCCCUGAUGCCAGGGCCGGGGAACAACAACAUGCCUGGUGGUGGAGGCCAGGGAAAUUUCGCCAGAGGUCUUCCAGGUGCUGGUGAUUAUGGGCCCAAUAAGCAACGCAGAUUUUAAUGAUGGAUCCAGUUUUCUUUCCUGUAUUUUAAAGUUCAGAUAGUGAACCUAACUCCUCAACUUUGAUAAAUGAUGCAUGUUUUUUUUUUCUUUUUGUUUUGUACUUUUGAGCAAGAUUUGUGUAGUAUAACUUCAAAAUCACAAAAAAUAACCAUGUCUACUUAAUUUCUUAAAUUGAUGUACUUUUCAUAGGAAUAAGUCUUUGUCAUGCAUAUGUCAGCUUUCCUGAAUAAAUUGUUGAU
This is a messenger RNA of Lampris incognitus (smalleye Pacific opah), 1716 nucleotides long. RefSeq names its product non-POU domain containing, octamer-binding (gene nono). Gene Ontology annotation, cellular component: nucleus. Gene Ontology annotation, molecular function: RNA binding. Bases 137 to 1474 code for a protein of 445 amino acids. Gene Ontology annotation, biological process: regulation of DNA-templated transcription. NCBI's taxonomy places the organism in Eukaryota, Metazoa, Chordata, Actinopteri, Lampriformes, Lampridae. The record is from RefSeq and is a predicted model, not a curated record. The transcript has a single exon.